This is a messenger RNA of Cylicocyclus nassatus, 1131 nucleotides long. The record is from the annotation of a GenBank genome assembly. Lineage: Eukaryota; Metazoa; Nematoda; Chromadorea; Rhabditida; Strongylidae.
AUUUCAGAUGCGCACGUCAAUGUCAUUGCUGCGGAUGGCGCCGCAUUUACGGUUCAUUCGACACAUAUCGACUUCAUCUACCUUUAAGGUAACUUUAACUACUCCUUCAAAAGGGCAGUUUGAUGAGCGAGCAGUGAUAGUUACAGGCUCCUCCAAUGGCAUCGGACGGGCCACUGCACAGCUGUUUGCGCGAGAAGGAGCGUCAGUCACCUUGUGUGGCCGUAACGAGACAUCCUUGCAAGAAUCCAAGCGUCUAGUACUGGCUGAAAAUGGCAACAAAGAGGCAAAAGUUGUUCUUGUGCAAGGAGAUGUACGCAAGGAAGAUGUGAUGAAGAAAAUUAUUGAUGAAACAGUCAAGAAGUUCGGACACUUAGACGUACUGGUAAACAAUGCCGGUGGAAUGUCGACAACCACUCCUGUGUACCGCGAAAUAGAAGGCGAUUUGAGCAGGUUCGAUUAUGCAUGGGAAUUAAACACAAGAAGUGUACUGCGUCUUUGCCAGUUAGCACUUCCGCAUCUCGCAACGACAAAAGGAGAGAUUGUGAAUGUGAGCAGCAUUGCCGGACUCAAUAAUGGAGCGGGUAUACAUGGCCCGUUCUACAGCACAGCAAAAGCUGCUCAGGACCAGCUUACGAGAAAUCUCGCGCUUCAUUACAUCACCAAAGGAGUUCGUGUGAAUUCUGUAAAUCCUGGACUUAUCCACACUAGCAUCUAUCAGAAGCAUGGGUUAUCUGACGACAUGGUCAAGAAGUGUGAGGAUGCGGCUGUGUCCGACUUCAAGCGCGUUCCUUGUCAACGCAUCGGACAGCCUGAGGAAGUAGCAGAAGCGAUACUGUUCUUGGCUGACAGGAAGCGAUCAAGCUACAUUAUUGGUCACCAACUAGUCGUCGACGGUGGAUCAUCUUUAUACUUCCCGCUACAAGCAGAAGGUCCAGAAAUUCUCGCUGGCAUACUUGGACGGAGUAAUCCCAACAAAUAAAUGUAUAGCUCAUUCAAACUUGUAAACGAUUUCACGAGUAAAAUGGUUCAAUUUCGCAAUAAAAAAACUCGGCGGUGCCAAAUGAUAGGUUACGCGAGUUCUCGAUUAGGUUUCUUGAACAAUGAUGUAAAUUUGGUUGUACAAAGUUCGUC